Messenger RNA from Daucus carota subsp. sativus, 498 nucleotides. RefSeq lists its product as uncharacterized. Gene Ontology annotation, molecular function: RNA-DNA hybrid ribonuclease activity; nucleic acid binding. Lineage: Eukaryota; Viridiplantae; Streptophyta; Magnoliopsida; Apiales; Apiaceae. The transcript has a single exon. The record is from RefSeq and is a predicted model, not a curated record. Bases 1 to 498 code for a protein of 165 amino acids.
AUGGCCCCAUGGAAUAAACCGCCCGCUGGUUUUUGGAAGAUCAAUGUAAGUGGUCAUAGUGAUGAAGGUAUUCGCUCAUCUACAAUCGGAUGUCUCAUGAGGUCAAGGUCGGGUCAUUUUUCCUGUGGAUAUUACGGGAUAGUAGAAUAUUCAGAGCCUAUUUAUACAGAUCUGUUGGCAAUAUACUAUGGAUUUAAGAUGGCCGACGAGGAAAAUGCAAGAUACAUUGAGGUCGAGUCAGAUUCAGCAUCAGCUGUUUAUCUUGUGAAUAACCCUAACCAAAACUCCGAAUAUUCAGAUAUCUUAUUAAACAUUCGUAGGUUAAAAGAUUUGGCACACCAAUCUUGUGUACUUCGGUAUGUGGAGAGAUCAUCGAACCUAAUGGCUAUCAGAAUGUCAGCGUAUUCUUACGAGAAAAGAGUCCCAAUUACUCGUCUAAGGUGUUGCCCAUCGGAUAUUUUUCCAGAACUUGCAGCAGAUUGGUAUUUCUCGUCCUAA